AUGAAUCAUCUUCCCCAGAAGAAUCACCUGCCACCACGCCCUGCCAGCUGCUCUCAGCUGUCCUUGGCAGAGAGCCUGUCCAUGGACGGCUUUUGGAAGGAGGUGGAAUGGAUCCAGCAGAGGGAUGAGCUGAGAGAGGAGGUCUGCGGCGAGGGCGGAGGUCAGUUCCCGGCAGAAGUGGAAGCUGAGUCCCAGUGGCUGCAGGACAUAGGCCUGUCAGGCCUCCUUGGUGACCAGGGAUUGGACGGUGGUCACCAGGAGCUCCUGUCCACCCUGACACAGACCCAAGUGGCCGCUGUGUGCCGCCGGUUGGAUAUCUAUACUCACUCAGCCCAAAGACGACACAAGGCACCUAUUAGAGAUGUCAGGGACAUCUUUGGGGUCUUUAAUUCAGGGAAUGUGUGUUCAGAGAAUGGGGACUCAAGUAUGAAAUGGGCCUGGCUCAGUUCUGGAGAUUCUAAGUCUCUUUUGGUUGCAGAACCUGGGGGCACACAGGAGCAGACUGAGAGGGAAGAAGUCUUCGACAUGGACUCUGCCUACUCAGAACAAGCUGCGGUGCUCCUGCAGAGGGCCAGGCCAUCCCUGGGAAGCACCUGCCCCUGGGACAGGGGUUCCCUGCCGAUGUUUGGAAUCCCCAAGAGCAGGCUCGGCGUGACAAGGAUAGGAGACCUGUCCCUUCAGGAUAUGAAGAAGGUCCCUUCUCUGGCCCUCAUAGAGCUGACUGCGCUCUGUGACGUCCUCGGCUUGGACCUGAAGAGGAGCAAGGCAGGGAAGCGGAAAGCGACAGAAACUCACCUCUUUGGCGUGCCCCUCGACAGCCUGCUGGAAGCAGACCACAAAGUCCUCCCCAGCACACAGGUCCCGCUGGUACUGCAGGCCCUGCUGUCCUGUUUGGAAAAGAGAGGGCUGAACAUGGAAGGCAUUCUCAGGGUGCCUGGAUCCCAGGCCAGGGUCAAGGGGCUGGAACAGAAGCUGGAGAGAGACUUCUAUGCGGGUCUUUUUAGCUGGGACGAGGUCCAUCACAAUGAUGCAUCGGACCUGCUCAAGAGGUUCAUCCGGAAGCUGCCAACGCCUCUGCUCACGGCUGAGUACCUCCCGGCGUUCGCCGUGGCGUCCCGCAUCCCUGACCUGAAGCAGCGCCUGCAGGCUCUUCACCUGCUCAUCCUCAUCCUCCCAGAAGCCAACAGAAACACCUUGAAGGCACUCCUGGAAUUCCUCAGGAAGGUGGUGGCCCAGGAACAGCACAACAAGAUGACACUGUGGAGUGUUUCCACAGUGAUGGCCCCUAACCUCUUCCUGCAUCAAGGGAGGCCCCUCAAACUCCCCAAAGGCAAGGAGAAGCAGCUGGCAGAGGGAGCAGCUGAGGUGGUGCAGAUGAUGGUGCACUACCAGGAUCUGCUGUGGACGGUCGCCUCUUUCUUGGUGGCCCAGGUGCGAAAACUGAACGACGGCCGCAGCCGGCGCCCCCAACUCUGCGACGCGGGCCUCAAGACUUGGUUGCGGAGGAUACACGCAGACAGGGACAAGCCGGGGGACGGCCCCGAGGCGACUCCCAAGGUGGCAAAGAUCCAGGUGGCCUGGCCUAUCAAGGACCCCCUGAAAGUGCCUCUGACCCCCAGCACCAAAGUGGCCCAUGUCCUGAGGCAGUUCAUGGAGCACCUCAGCCCCGGUUCAAAAGGUCAAGAGGGCAGUGAGGACUCAGACAGCCUCCUCCUACACCUCAGGUCCAUGGAGUCAGCCAACCUCCUCCUCUAUGAAGUUGGGGGGAAUAUCGGUGAGCAUCGCCUGGACCCAGAUGCCUACCUCGUAGAUCUGUACCGUGCCAACCCCCAUGGCGAAUGGGUCAUUAAACAGAGCCCCGUCUAAGUCCUGGGGCUCUCAGGAGUAGCCCUGGCUGCCUCACCCGGCCCCUACCAGCUCUGUGCCCAGCAUGGAAGCAAAGCUAUUUACGGGGAAGGUCUGUGUCUUCCUUCUUUUCUGAACUGCCUCUCAGACCCUGAAAUGGACUCAGGGCAGGGCUGUCUCCUCCCGUU
Molecule: messenger RNA, 2033 nt
Organism: Carlito syrichta (Philippine tarsier)
Lineage: Eukaryota; Metazoa; Chordata; Mammalia; Primates; Tarsiidae
Gene: ARHGAP40
Product: Rho GTPase activating protein 40
Exons: 14
Coding region: 1-1866 (621 amino acids)
Biological process (GO): regulation of actin filament polymerization; regulation of small GTPase mediated signal transduction; signal transduction
Cellular component (GO): cytoplasm
Molecular function (GO): GTPase activator activity
Source: RefSeq, a predicted model, not a curated record